Molecule: messenger RNA, 690 nt
Organism: Phlebotomus argentipes
Lineage: Eukaryota; Metazoa; Arthropoda; Insecta; Diptera; Psychodidae
Product: ubiquitin carboxyl-terminal hydrolase-like
Exons: 3
Coding region: 1-690 (229 amino acids)
Biological process (GO): protein deubiquitination; ubiquitin-dependent protein catabolic process
Cellular component (GO): cytoplasm
Molecular function (GO): cysteine-type deubiquitinase activity
Source: RefSeq, a predicted model, not a curated record
AUGACUAUUUGGCUUGUCCCUCUAGAAGGAAACCCCGAGGUGCUCAACAAGUAUAUUUACAAGUUGGGAGUAUCGAAGAAAUGGAAUAUUGUCGAUAUCUUAAGUCUAGAACCAGAAAUGCUUGAAUGGGUCCCUCAACCAGUAAAGGCUGUGAUCAUUCUCUUUCCCUGCUCAGAUGCGUAUCAUGCUCAUCGAGACAAGGAGAGCGCCGAAUUGAAAGAAAGUCCGCAAACUCAUCCUCCGGACUUGUUCUUCAUGCAGCAGACGAUCAGAAAUGCUUGCGGAACGAUUGCUCUCGUCCACAGCAUCGCCAAUUGUGAUGUGGAGCUGGAAGAUGAUGGAACAAUUACCAAGUAUCUCAAUAAAACCCGAGGAUUGUCCCGAGAGGAGCGCGGUAAAAUUCUCGAAGAAGACGAGGAGUUCAUCAAAAUUCACAAGGAAGUCGCUCAGAAGGAUCAAACCGAAGCGCCAGAUCCGCAUGAUAAGGUCGAUCACCACUUCGUGGCGUUGGUCAACAAGGACGGCCAAUUGUACGAAUUAGAUGGGUGCAAGGACUUUCCGGUGAAGCACGGCGCUACUUCGGACACCGCUUUUCUCCAGGACGCAGUCAAAGUGUGCAAAGUCUUCAUGCAGCGCGAUCCUGAAGAAGUUCGCUUCAGCGUAAUCGCAUUGACUGCCACACAUGAUUGA